Molecule: messenger RNA, 1092 nt
Organism: Pipistrellus nathusii (Nathusius's pipistrelle)
Lineage: Eukaryota; Metazoa; Chordata; Mammalia; Chiroptera; Vespertilionidae
Source: the annotation of a GenBank genome assembly
AUGAGCGCCGGCCUAGAGCAGAAGGAGCAGCAGGAGAGGCUGCGGGAGGCCGCGGCCUUGGGGGACCUCCGGGAGGUGCAGAAACUGGUGGAGAGCGGGGUGGAUGUGAACUCCCAAAAUGAGGUCAACGGCUGGACCUGUUUGCACUGGGCCUGUAAACGCAAUCAUGGUCAGGUGGUCUCUUACUUGUUAAAAUCAGGAGCCGACAAAGAGAUUCUUACCACGAAAGGAGAAAUGCCAGUCCAGUUGACAUCAAGGAGAGAAAUCAGAAAGAUAAUGGGAGCGGAAGAAGAUGAUGAUGAUGAUGACAACCUCCCCCAGAUGAAGAAGGAGUCAGACCUGCCCUUUGUUCCCAACUACUUGGCCAGUCCAGCUUUCCCUUUUAUCUACACCCCCGUGGCAGAUGAUUCGGCCCCGCUGCAGAAUGGGGGCCCCACCACACCCCCUGCCUCACCCCCUGGAGACGGCUCCCCUGCAUCGCUCCCUGCUGGGGAACGCCCCCUGCUGGGGGCCUUUCCGAGGGACCACCCCUCUUCGGCUCUGGCGCAGAAUGGGGACGCGUCUGCCCCCUCUGCUCGCCUCAGAACACCAGAAAGCACAAGACCUGUUUGUCAGCCACCAGUGAGUCAGAGCCGAUCACUGUUCUCUUCUGUCCCGUCCAAGCCACCAGUGUCUCUGGAGCCUCAAAAUGGGACAUAUGCAGGCCCAGCGCCAGCGUUCCAGCCGUUUUUCUUCACUGGAGCAUUUCCGUUUAAUAUGCAAGAGCUGGUACUCAAGGUGAGGAUUCAAAACCCAUCUCUUCGAGAAAAUGACUUCAUUGAAAUUGAACUGGACCGGCAGGAGCUCACCUACCAAGAAUUGCUCAGAGUGAGUUGCUGUGAGCUGGGUGUUAAUCCAGAUCAAGUGGAGAAGAUCAGAAAGUUACCCAACACCCUGGUAAGAAAGGACAAAGAUGUUGCCCGACUCCAAGAUUUCCAAGAGCUGGAACUGGUUCUAACAAUAAGUGAAAAUAGUUUUCUGUUCAGAAAUGCUGCAUCCACACUGACAGAAAGGCCUUGUUACAACAGGAGAGCUUCAAAACUGACUUACUGA